Cryptomeria japonica (Japanese cedar) is the source of this 5487-nucleotide messenger RNA. RefSeq names its product disease resistance protein Roq1. Gene Ontology annotation, biological process: signal transduction; defense response to fungus; carbohydrate metabolic process. The record is from RefSeq and is a predicted model, not a curated record. The transcript has 4 exons. Gene Ontology annotation, molecular function: hydrolase activity, hydrolyzing O-glycosyl compounds; ADP binding. The coding region runs from base 60 to 1283 and encodes 407 amino acids. NCBI's taxonomy places the organism in Eukaryota, Viridiplantae, Streptophyta, Pinopsida, Cupressales, Cupressaceae.
GUUAUAUCCUGUUUUCCUUGGAUUUCAUUGUUUGGUUGUCUUCAGUUCAAACCAAUUUCAUGGCAUCUACUUCUAGGCAACCACAGGUUGAGCUUGCGGAUGCUUUUGAAGAAAUUGCACCAUCUGCAUCUACUUCUGGUAGAUCCAGAGUGCCUGUGAAAAAGAUGCCUUACGAUGUAUUUAUUAAUCAUCGUGGCCCUGAUGUCAAAUACACAGUGGCGACCACUCUCCAUAAUACCCUUAGUGUCUUGGGAUUUAGGGUUUUUCUUGAUUCAGAAGAGCUUGAAAUGCGUGAUUUCUUGCCUGGAGAAAUAGAAGAAGCUAUGCGCAGUCCUUCACUCCAUAUAGCUAUAUUUUCUCAGAAUUAUGCACAAUCUCCGUGGUGUUUGGCAGAGCUUUCAUUUAUCUUCAAAACAGGCAAGCAGAUUGUUCCUAUUUUUUACCACGUUCAGCCUGACGAUGUUCGAUACGCAAAAGGAGUCUAUGCUGAUGCACUUUCUCAACACAAAAACAAGGGUAGAUACACCUCAAAAAAGCUUGAAGAGUGGAAGAAUGCACUCAACAAUGUUUCCUACAAUGCCGGCUACAUCAUUAAUAACAAAGAAGAUGAGGAGAGAUUGCUCAAGAAUAUUGUUAAUUGUGUAUUGAAAGUAAUUAAAAAUGUGCCACUUGUGGUCGCCAAACAUCCAGUUGGUCUAAAUGAAGUUGUCAUAGACUUUGAGAGGACAAGACUUCAAUCUGCAGAAGGCCAUUGCACUGUACAAUUUGUGGGUAUCUGGGGUAUGGGUGGUUCUGGCAAGACCAGUCUUGCUAAACAGUUAUACAACAAUAAAUACAAAAAUAUGGAAAGGUGUAGUUUUUUAUUAGAUGCUGGUUCCAAAAAUAUAUUGUAUCAAAAACAGAAAAAGCUCCUAAGGGGCCUUGGUCUCAAAGAUGUAUCAGUUGACAAUAUAGAAGAAGGGAAGGGGAUUCUUGGUAGUCGUUUAAAAUCUGUUCAAGUGCUUAUUGUUCUAGAUGAUGUUGAUAAGGUAGAUCAAUUGGAUGCACUAGUGCCUAAGAAGGACAAUCUUGGAUGUGGUAGCUUAAUUAUAGUUACUACAAGAGAACUUCAAGUCCUUAGAUCUUGGGGCAUCUCAUCCAUUUAUAAGAUGAAAGCACUAGAUUCACCUCAUGCCAAGCAGCUCUUUUGUUGCCAUGCAUUCUUGCAGCCUUCUCCACUCCCAGACUUUGAGGAUUUGGUUAAAAACUUCCUAUAUGUUUGCAAGGGAUUACCAUGUCUCUAAAGGUUUUUGGAGCACAAUUAUACGGUAUCUCUAACAAAGAUUAUUGGGAACCUCAAUUAAACAAGAUAUCCAGAAUACUAGAUGAAGAUAUUAAGGAGAAGCUAAAAAUGAGAUGUGAUGCCCUAGAUAAUGAAGAGAAGCAGAUGUUUUUAGAUUGUGCUUGUUUCUUCAUUGGAGAUAAGAAAACAUCGGCCAUUGUAACUUGGGACGGAUCAGGGUGGAGUGGUCUCCAUGGUUGGGAAAGGCUUCUAAGUAAGUGUCUAGUUGAACUUGAUGAUUAUGUCUGUAUAAGAAUGCAUGAUCACUUAAAAGAUUUGGGAAGAGAAAUUGCAAUUCAACAGUCACCUUACCGACUCUGGUCUCCCCAACAGUCUCCCCAACAGAUCAUUAUUGCUGAUAACGAAGCACAGGUAAGAACAACAUUUUGAUUGUUUCUUUGAACAAUUUUGUGGAACCUUCUUUGUCUUCUUGUAGUUGUUUGAUUCUUGUCUCCAUGAAGUUUUACUUUUAAUUUUUUUUGUUUUCAUCGUUUUUACUCUUUAAAAGAGAAUUGUUAUUCGAGGAAUAAUGGCCAUAACAGCUGGAUCCACAAUAGAGGUUGAGUUUCCUCGAUGUUCCCAGGGUGGAGAGCUUAUAGUUAACACAAGCAGAGGAGAAGAUUGUGGCCUCACACCCAAUUCGCUUGGAUUAAAAUUUUUUCAGGUCACAGGAAAUUAUUAUAAUCAAGUAAUUGGUGAUAAAUCAAGAGAGUUGGUAUGGCUUCGCUGGUUUCACCAUGGACAAAGAAAUCUUCACUCAUUGAGUUCAUUGAAAAAUUUGAGGGUUUUAGAACUCAACGAAGAGCUUUGGGCUAAUAAACAUCACUUGGAAGAACUAUGGCAGACUGACAGCACAGGUCCUGUGCUGUUAAGAGAGCUGGUUAUUUAUGGGUGCUCAAAAGUUGAAGGGUUUCCAAAGUCAAUAGGAUGUCUCAUAAAUUUGAAAAAAAUUGUCUUGUCGUAUGGAUCAAAGAUGAAGAGCCUACCAGAAAGCUUUUGCCUUUUCCAAUCGCUUGAGCACCUGGAAUUACUUGUUUGUGUAAAGCUAUCAUCACUACCGAGCAGUUUUGGAAAUUUGAGAAACCUGAGGCAUCUAGAUUUGUCCGGUUGCACAGAAUUGAGUGUGUUGCCAGACUCUUUCAAGAAGCUAAUACUCCUAGGACACCUCUGCCUAGAGGGAUGUUCCACACUUACCUUAGAGUCGAACCUUUUUGUAAACAUCACAAAGAUUGAAUAUUUGAAUCUUGAAGGGUGCAUGUUGAAAGUGUUUCCUCGUCACAUCACAAAUCAGGUCAACUUGACAGUGCUCAGUGUAGAUGGUACCAGUGGUUUAAGGGAGAUACCAACAAACAUCAGUCAACCGGGCAAAUUACAAAAGUUUUAUGUCGGGAGUGAGUUGUUGACAAGCCUGCCGACAACUCUUGGAGAUUUUUCCUGCUUGACUGCUCUUAGAAUUUUAAUCAAUACCCCAAGCUAAAAAUUUUACCUGACUCUGGGGCAUCUAAAUCUCUUAGAGACUUUAGAAAUAAGCCAUUCAGGACUGGAAUCCUUACCAAAAGCAAUUAGGCAAUUGAAUAAUUUGCAAAAGCUCGUAAUAAAGGAGUGCCCAAUCAGCAAUAUGGAUCUCAGGGCAGGGUCGCUUACUUAUUCGUUGUGCAACCUUAAGCGGAUUUGUCUAGAGCGAACCCAAGUGGCCAAGAUUUCCAUCUCUGAAGACUGUUGUCCAGGCCUUGAAACUCUCGAACUUCAAAAUAAUGAGCAUCUAAUGGAGAUAGAAGUCCUUCCAACUACAAUCAAGAACUUAAGUUUGUUCUUGUCUAAAAUGGUGAGGAACAUUAACGUUAUUGCUGAUCUGGUAAACAUUCAAACUGUGGAUAGAUCAGUGGCCCAAGUUGGAUAUGCUUCCCAGUUUUGCACAAUUAGCUUCUCUCCAUUGGUUUGCACUCACAGAUUGCUAUGGAGUUAAGGAAAUACAAGGUUUGGAACAUUGCAGAGCAUCGGAGACGUUGGUAGCACAUACGAGGUGGGAGGAGGCGGGCCUAGAAACUCUGGAGCACAUGGAAAGAUUGAGGUCGCUGCAUCUCAGGGCAAUCGGCAGAUCAGCUGUUGAAGUUUGCAUUCAAAGCAUGCAGGUAAUGAUAGUUUAUAAGAAUGAAUUCUGAUUAUUUUCAACUGGUUGAAUGUUGAUGUAUAAAAGAUUUGCAGAAAUGGCCAGAAGCAAUAACAGUCUGCACACGGGUCUCCGUCAUUGACUCCUCCUACUACCAGACAAUUCAGUCCCGACCAUUCCUAAAAAUUUCCUCCAAAGCCCAUUGCAUCCUGCUAUGUUUUGUUUUCAAUUGUAAUCCUCCAAAGAACGAAUUUUGUGUAAGCUCUGGUGAAAAUGUUCUGUGGGUGGAGAAGGGUAAAUGAGUAUUGAUUUGUGUUUACACACAAUGUUCUAGGUGGCACGGAUGCUAUCCACUUCGUGGCCCCCCGAAGUAGAAGUGGAGAGAGGAAUGGCUGUGGUGGGAGAAGAAGAGAAAGUUGUGAAGGCUUUCCAGGACUUAUGGAAAUUUCUAUCAAAAGGUGGAUUUUAAAGAGCACUUUGACUAUGUGAGAUCUGCUUAACCCGUUCCUUUCACCAAGAUCCGUUUCUGUACUCCUAAACAGUCACAGUUACAAUCAGCAGUGGCAGCAGUUCCCCUAAACAGUCACAAUUACAGUCAGCAAUCAGAAGCCAGCAGUUUCCUUGCAUAAGAAAAAACAAACUCAAACUCACUGUUCCCGCUCUGCGGAAGUUUGGUGGAUACCAAAGCUCGUUUGAUCACGUAAAUGACCAAGAUAGCUUCUCAUGGAAUAUGGUUAUUGCAGCGUACAGAAGACAUGGUUUUCUUCACAAGGCAGUCGCAGGUCUAUAAGCCGAUCAGUGUACAUUUUCCCUCGUACCCCAGACUGUGCCAAAACGGGAACUUUGGAACAGGGUAUAGGUAUCCAUAAAAGCAUAAAGGAUAGGGGAAUUUUAUCAUAUGUUUUAGUCAGAAAUGCUCUGAAGACAUGUAUGCAAAAUAUGGAAGUAAAGAUAAGGUACAUGAACUGUUUGACAGAAUGCUUCGAAGAAGUGUGUUCUCAUGGAAUGUUUUGAUUGCAAGAUAUGGACAAAGUAGAUUUGUUGAGAAGGGUUGAGAAACUUUCAAGCAAUGCAUAUGGCAGCUGUAAAGCCAAAGUCGGCAAUCUUUGCCAGCACAUUCCUAGCCUGUGCCAAAUGGAACCUUUGGAACAGGGUAUGGACAUCCAUCAAAGCAUAAAGAUAGAGGAAUUUUGUCAGAUGUUGUACUUGCAACUGCUCUGGUAGACGUAUGCAACGUGUUGAAGCAUGGACAAAGCAGACAAAUUGUUUGACAAAAUGCCUCAAAAAAUGUGGUACGUAUGCAACGUGUUGAAGCAUAGACAAAGCAGACAAAUUGUUUGACAAAAUGCCUCCAAAAAUGUGGUCCCAUGGAAUGCCAUGAUUAUAGGAUAUGCUCAAAAUGGAUUUUUUGACGAGACUUUAGAAAAAACCCUGAUUUCACCCCACCGCAGCCUUCCACACUUACUCCCUGCUCUAGAAUGCCCAACAAAUUAUAUUUUCUAUGGUUGGAAUUCCGGUGACAGUCCUUAAGAACAUAAAGGAUUUGAGAGUGGUAAAUCCUAAGAAUCAAGCGAUGAGAAUAUAUUCGAGCCUGUGGAAUGUAGAUGAUUGGGCAACGAGAGGCGGUGCAGUGAAGAUUUACUGGAGCAUCUCUCCUUUUGUUGCUUCAUAUAGAAAUUUCAAAAUACAGGCAUGCUCUGCCUCCUUUGUUUGCUCUGUGAAUUCAUGGUACAUUUCAGAACGUCAGAGGCACUGCAGUCGAGUGAGCAGCAGAAACUUUAAUGUGUGCACAAGAAUUAUAUUAAUUACGAUUACUGCUCGGAUCCCCAAAGCUUUUCAUAGGGUUUUCCUCCUGAAUGCACUUGUCGGGGUUUCAACUGAUUUCAAAGGAUUGACAUACAUGAUUCUCAAGCUCAAGUGGCUAUUUAUAACCCUCAUUAUUUUGCAAGGAUCGCAAUACUGAUCUAUUGAAUAAAUAUGUAACCAUCUUUUCUUUUGAAAGACCUUCGACUCAUUUCAAAAUACCGAUUUUGCAAUUUACUGGGGUGGUUAAUCU